Molecule: messenger RNA, 1698 nt
Organism: Wyeomyia smithii (pitcher-plant mosquito)
Lineage: Eukaryota; Metazoa; Arthropoda; Insecta; Diptera; Culicidae
Product: abnormal spindle-like microcephaly-associated protein homolog
Exons: 1
Coding region: 231-581 (116 amino acids)
Molecular function (GO): calmodulin binding
Source: RefSeq, a predicted model, not a curated record
GAGUAGUGUGCAGCCAAAAUUCAACUACAACACAACAACUCAGGCUCAGUCUGUUGCUAUCUGCCGAGGCGUGUGAACGUACUCGAAACUUGCUAGCUUCCAACGCUCUCAGAGUUAGUUCCAUCCCAGAUCCCGGUUUCGAAAUAUCAGCCAUCAUCACGUUGAACGAAGAUCGUCGUCCGAACGCCUUGGACACGUUAGUAGACAACCUAAGGCCACUGGUAAGCGAAAUGCACAUACAACAUCCCGGUUCGCCCAAUUCGUCCCAGUCGGAGGACGACGCGGCCACUAAAAUCCAGGCCGGAUUUCGCGGCUACCGUGUGCGCAAGCAGAUACGCCAGAAUAAAACCAGCACGGGAGGAACUGCUUCGAACUCUGGAAUGGGGCAGCAACGAUCAGUUGGUAAAAAGAAUGGCUCCAGUCUGGAGGACAAUUCUGCUGCGAAAAUUCAAGCCGGAGUGAGGGGAUUUCUGGUGCGUAAGCGUCAGAAAGUAGCUACCGAAGCAGCGACCAAGAUUCAGGCUAGCUUCCGAGGCUUCAAGACUCGAAAGGACCUGAAGACGACCAAGAAGGAGAAGUAAGCUGCCGUCGUAAAUUCCAUACAAUUAUGCCACUGAAAUGAUCAGUGAUUGAUUACCGAGAGAUGAGUGGAGACCUAUCUUUAUUCUAGCUAACUAGUGGGGCGUGUGAAAGCAUUGUGUAAAACUUAGACAAUAACUCCAUCGGAAAGUGGUAGGGGAGGUGCCCAGCAAGAGACUCCGCAUUCUUGCGAUGCUGGAGGCGGUCAUGCAUGCUCUUCUUGAUGGAAAACAGUAAACCAAAACGCAGACAAACGCGUGUGUAUAAUAUAGUAAAAGUGUGGUGAGCCUAGCGCGCACUUGGAGAGGACGACGUUCGAAAUUUUGGAUUCAUGAAUCACACUACCGAGCGCUCUUUAAGCCACAGGAAAGAUUCAGAAGAGAAGGAAAAAAAAAACAAAUAAAGCAAGUGCUUCCAAUGUUUAUAGGUUUCUUCAAGUAUGUAGUGUGUUCUUCCAUUCAUAGCUGCGUAAAUUCCGAACCGCAAAAGUGUUGAACGCUUUUCGAGUAAAAAAUUACCAAAGUAGACGGCAAUUUACCUGAUUUUUAACUGCUUCUGUUUAUUUGAGAAUAUUAAACAAGCCGCCCAAAGGCGGCUAAUCAAAGCAAACUGGUUUGCUUUUGCACCUGCAUUCUAAAUAUCGCAGAGCGUAGAGAAAAUCAUAUUUUCAGCUAUACAAACAUCUACAUAGGUUCCUGGUUAGUUCUUGACGGUGCACGAACACCAACUUCACCCACAUAAUGUGUGCCCUUGAGAAAAACAUGCACGUACGCACAUCUCUAGGGGUCUGCAGAGAAAAUCGGAGAGGAACAGUAUGAAAACAAAUCGAACGAACAUCGGAGAUUGAGCCGGCUAAGUUGUGCGUAAGAGUUCUGUUUGGUGCCAAAUCGAAGUGGAAGUAACCUAUAAACCUGGAACAACGGAAAGUGUUUUCUACUAACUAUGAUGCCUGUGUAUAUUUAACCUGUAAAUGAAUGAACUUAGUAGCCUUUUUGCUAUGCAACAAGAAAGCAAUAUUUUUAAGCAAAUGUAACGUAUUUUUACAAGUAUUUACCAUAAAUAAGUAAGAGUGAAGUAAUUGUUAGUUCCAAUAAAUACUGUAGAUUUUAGUAAAGAUAA